AUGGCAGCGCAUGCAGUGGGGUUGAGACAGAUUAUUCACCUCCGUGGCGGCUUCAGAGCUUUAGAUCACAACCCCAUGGUCCAGUUCUCACUCGAUCGCGCUCUUGUAACCCAACAAUGGACAUCACUCUAUGAUAGCUCCAUAUGGAAAGAGCCCAUAUUUACAACCCAGCUCACCGACAUGAACUACCCACAUGAGAAGGUGUCCGUCAACGGCCUUGUAGACUCGAGAUUGGAGCUUGUAUUCCGCACACUUCAAAAGACAACGCUGUUAUUCAAUGAGCAUUUCUACAGCAACGAGCGGAUCGAGGGUAGAUUUGCACAGCAGUGUUUGGGGUUUGUGCACUCCCAGCUUUUGGAACUUGAUGGGUGUCUUACAGACGGAUUCUCUGAAACUCUUCGUUUGGGCAUGAUGGCCUUCUUGGCGACAACCUUUCGAAUUCCCGGUCUCGGAGUACAACGCGCAUAUAGGGGUACAUUCGAAAAACUCCAACUCUCAUUGUCUUCUGAUAAAGCUUGGACCGCUCAAACCCAUGAGAAGAUUAGUAUCUGGAUCAUAAUUGUCCGAAUUAUAUUUACUGAGAGCCGAGACACCCUCCAAGUACCUGCGUUGUGGAUAGAAACAGCCGUGCAUAAGCGUCCAUGGGAGGAGAUCCGCUGCGGCCUAAAGGAAGUUAUGUGGAUUGACUCAUUACAUGAUAAACCCGGAAAAAGAGCAUAUGAUAUCUUAGCCAAAGAAGGUUAG
This is a messenger RNA of Clonostachys byssicola, 744 nucleotides long. The record is from the annotation of a GenBank genome assembly. Lineage: Eukaryota; Fungi; Ascomycota; Sordariomycetes; Hypocreales; Bionectriaceae.